Fraxinus pennsylvanica is the source of this 1443-nucleotide messenger RNA. The record is from the annotation of a GenBank genome assembly. Lineage: Eukaryota; Viridiplantae; Streptophyta; Magnoliopsida; Lamiales; Oleaceae.
AUGGUUUCUUCUCAUCUACCUUCUCAACCAAAAGCUCGCACACACAAGCCUGUUCAGUUCCAGAUGCUCUUACCUGUGAAUCCUCCUGAUGCUGUUUCUUCUGAGCAGGUUGAGUUAGACUUUUCUGAUGUAUUUGGCCCACUGCCAAUCCAAGCUUCCUCAGAUCUCAGUAAUGGAAAAUCUGGAACAGCAGAUGUGAAUGAGCUUGUGUAUGAUGAUCCUGAAGUUAUAUACAACCGAUCACAUUCUUUGGUUGGUCCUUCUGCUUGUGUUAGUCAAUCUCUGAAACUCAGUGGACUCACCAUACAUGAGAAAGAGGGUCCAAUUGAAAUUGAUGAUUGUGUUAUCAACAAGACAAUCAAAGAAGAUCAAGAACUCUCAGAGAUUGAUUCUGUUGCUGAGGAGGUUCCUGAUGAUUUGACAAAGGUCCAGACUGUGGGCCUUGAGGAUUUUGAGGUUUUCAAAGUUGUUGGACAGGGUGCAUUUGGAAAAGUGUAUCAAGUAAGAAAAAAGGGCACGUCAGAAAUUUAUGCAAUGAAGGUCAUGAGGAAGGAUAAGAUCAUGGAGAAAAACCAUGCUGAAUAUAUGAAAGCAGAGAGGGAUAUUUUAACAGAGAUAGAUCAUCCCUUUAUUGUUCAACUCAGAUACUCAUUCCAGACAAAAUAUCGACUUUACCUGGUGCUAGACUUCAUUAAUGGUGGACACCUUUUCUUUCAACUAUAUCAUCAUGGCCUUUUCAGAGAAGAUCUGGCACGUGUCUACACAGCAGAAAUCGUUUUGGCGGUGUCUCACCUUCAUUCUAAGGGCAUAAUGCACAGGGAUCUCAAACCUGAGAAUAUUCUACUGGAUGCAGAUGGCCAUGCGAUACUCACUGAUUUUGGAUUAGCGAAGCAAUUAGAAGAGAAUACAAGAUCAAACUCUAUGUGUGGAACUGUAGAAUACAUGUCACCGGAAAUUAUUCUUGGUAAGGGCCAUGAUAAGGCUGCUGAUUGGUGGAGUGUUGGAAUUCUGUUAUUCGAGAUGCUUACUGGGAAGCCUCCAUUCAUUGGCGGUAAUAGAGACAAAAUUCAACAGAAGGUUAUUAAAGAUAAAAUUAAGCUGCCAGCAUUUCUGUCAAGUGAGGCACAUUCUCUGUUGAAAGGGCUGCUGCAAAAGGACCCGAGUAAGCGGCUUGGUAGUGGACCCAAGGGAAGUGAUGAAAUAAAGAGGCAUAAAUGGUUCAAGUUGAUCAACUGGAAGAAAUUGGAAGAUAGGGCAAUACAACCAAGUUUUCGGCCCGAAGUUGCAGGAAAACAUUGCAUUGCUAACUUUGAUAAGCAGUACACAGAAAUGCCAGUCUCAGAUUCUCCAGUUUCAAGUCCUAAAGUUGAUGACCUUUUCCAGGGUUUCACCUAUGUGAGGCCUGCUUCCCCCUUUCUCCAAAGAGAGAGUCCUUUGUGCUAG